Messenger RNA from Vollenhovia emeryi, 2070 nucleotides. RefSeq names its product methylthioribose-1-phosphate isomerase. NCBI's taxonomy places the organism in Eukaryota, Metazoa, Arthropoda, Insecta, Hymenoptera, Formicidae. Gene Ontology annotation, molecular function: S-methyl-5-thioribose-1-phosphate isomerase activity. Bases 535 to 1644 code for a protein of 369 amino acids. The record is from RefSeq and is a predicted model, not a curated record. The transcript is spliced from 5 exons.
UAAAUAGAAUUUUUAUAUACCAAAUGUACGAAAUAUAUUACCAUAUAUUUUCACGUACUUUUUGAAACAUAUCUUUUUCCGUGGGGGUUGAACAAUAUGUGGCUCUACGGGCACAAGUAUUUCUCGAAGAUUCCUUCGCAUUUCCAUUAAGUUACCCCGCUAUCUCUCACGAGCCAUCUCGGGCGACCUUUCGCAACAGAUGAGCCGAUGACGACCGCUCGACGCCGCUUAUCACGAGAAUUAUGCAACGUGCUCGGAGAUAACGUUACGCGCUUUUCGGUGCGCGCGUGCGGCCCGCUUGGCGCGAGGGGGAGGAGUGGGGUAGGCAGACACGCACGCUCGCCUCGCAUCUCGCCCGCCAGAUGACGCCAGUUCGCUGGACGCUGCCCGCGCGCUCGCGGUGUGGUGGGUUCUAGCCUCCAAUUUACUCGCCUCCGCGCUUGAGAAUUGACUCCGACGGCCCUUGGUAAUUGCGGCUCGCGCUCGCCCGACAAGUCCUGGAGUCGUCGCGAAUCGCCUCCCUGAUUGAUCGCGAUGACGCUGCAGGCGAUAAAAUGGAGCAAGGCGAACGGCGAGCUGGAGGUUCUGGAUCAGACGCUGCUGCCGGCAGCCACCCGCUACGUCCAGGUCAGAGGCGUCGAGGACGGCUGGCGGGUGAUCAACAAGAUGCAGGUGCGAGGCGCACCAGCCAUCGCUAUCGUGGGCAGCCUCAGUCUGGCGGUGGAGAUCCUUGGACAUCCGGACGCCUACGAGCACAAGGCGGCUCUUUGCCAGGCUAUCGAGACUCACCUGAGCCACCUGUUGACGGCGCGUCCCACCGCGGUCAACAUGAGGACUGCGGCCGACGAGCUCGUGCACCUGGCGAAUGAUCUCAGUGAGAACGCCACGUGCACGCUGUCCCAGAUGAGAGACAAAUUCGUAAACCAGAUAGACGAGAUGCUGAGGGCGGACGUGGCGGACAACAAGGCAAUCGGGAGUCUAGGAGCGCGCGACAUUCUGCGCGAUUUGCCGGAGGGGAGCCCCGUCAGUGUCUUGACCCACUGCAACACCGGCAGCCUCGCCACCGCGGGCUACGGCACGGCCCUGGGCGUCAUCCGAUCGCUUCACGAGUCGGGCAGGCUCGAGCGUGUCUACUGCACUGAGACCAGACCGUACAAUCAGGGCGCCCGUUUGACCGCCUAUGAGCUGGUGCACGACAAGAUACCGGCGACUCUGAUCUGCGACGACAUGGUCGCCGCGACGAUGAAAACGAAGCGGGUUGCCGCGGUGGUCGUCGGCGCGGACAGGAUCGCCGUGAACGGCGACACCGCCAACAAAAUUGGAACUUAUCAGAUUGCGAUUCUCGCCAAGUACCACCAUAUCCCUUUUUACGUGGCCGCACCACUGACGUCCGUGGACUUCCAAAUGCCCGACGGUGACGGCAUAAUCAUCGAGGAGCGAUCCGAGCGGGAAAUGACUCACGUAAAUAACGAGAGAAUCGCAGCGGAGGGCGUAACGUGCUGGAAUCCGGCGUUCGACGUGACACCGGCGAGUCUGAUCACCGGCAUAAUCACGGAAAUCGGUAUUUUCGAGCCGUCCGAAUUGAUAAAUGCGAAAGAGAUCGCACUCGCGAAGCGUAUCUCCCGUGAAGACGUCCCUUCGUAGACACAAAUGCGUCCGCGAGCGUUUAUGCGUGUAUUUACCAGUUGUAAACGGCGAGAUGCAUGACUGAUUUUACAUUCAAUUCUCUGCGAAAACAGUGCCAUGAAAAAUAUCCGUAUACUAUAAGACCUCAGGGAAGUUAAUUUUUUAUUGACUGUAGACCUUUGUAUUAAGGCUGCGUUCGGGGAGACGCUAUUAGCGCCGAGAGCACCGGUCCAUCUUCGUCGCUGUACGUCGAAGAAAGACAGAAGAUGCUUUUAGCGCUAAAAGCGCGCUCCCCAGACGCACCUUAAAUUUUAAUUUGUAAGGAUACAUAUGCAUCGUUGUUGAUGAUGUUACUGUUACUGUUAUUAUACCAAUACUAUUCCAUAUUGCUGCGCUAAGGCGUUGUUAAAGCUUUGACGAAUAAACAGAUUUUUUACGCUUUCA